UCAUUCUCUAUGGACGAGACAGACUUUGCAGCCGUCACAUUAAUAGGGACAUAAUUACUUCCACGUAAUGGAGAGAUCAUCUUUGAUCACAUAAUCACACAGCCUGGAUGUUUUGUGUAACGGACACAAGACCUGCCUGUAAAAGGAAAUAUUUAUGGUUUGGGAAGGGUUUACGGGAAUAGCGAGCUAGCCACCUUGCUGGCUACUUUGUAUGACAUUUGGCAAGGAUGCUACUACGGUGGAUACGGCAACAGCUGGGCUUUGACCCUCCCCAUCAAAGUGAUACCAGAACGGUUUACAUCGCAAACCGCUUCCCUCAACAUGGCCAUUAUGUCCCUCAGCGGUUUGCAGACAACAGAAUCAUAUCAUCCAAGUACACCGUUUGGAAUUUUGUUCCCAAGAAUCUGUUUGAACAGUUCAGAAGAAUAGCCAAUUUUUAUUUUCUCAUCAUAUUCCUGGUCCAGCUAAUGAUAGAUACCCCCACUUCCCCUGUCACCAGCGGACUUCCUCUGUUCUUUGUCAUCACAGUAACUGCCAUCAAACAGGGCUAUGAGGACUGGCUGAGGCACAAGGCGGACAACGAGGUGAACGGGGCGCCUGUGUUUGUGGUUCGCAGUGGCAGCCUUGUGCAGACUCGCUCAAAGAACAUACGAGUGGGGGAUAUAGUCCGUGUGGCCAAAGAUGAGACAUUCCCAGUGGACUUGGUCCUCUUAUCAUCGGACCGAGCCGAGGGGACGUGUCACAUCACCACAACCAGCCUGGACGGAGAGACUAAUCUGAAGACUCAUUACUCUGUGCCAGAGACAUUGGUGUCUCAGUCGGUGUCCAGGCUAGAGGCCCUACAUGCUGUGGUGGAGUGUCAGCAGCCAGAUGCAGAUCUUUAUAGGUUUGUUGGGCGAAUAACAGUAACACAACAAGAAGAAGAGAUUGUAAGACCCCUUGGACCUGAAAACCUGCUGCUUCGAGGAGCAAGAUUGAAAAAUACCAAAGAAAUAUUUGGUGUAGCAGUUUACACUGGGAUGGAGUCUAAGAUGGCCCUGAACUACAAGUGCAAAUCCCAGAAGCGCUCUGCAGUGGAGAAGUCCAUGAAUACCUUUCUGCUCAUCUACCUGGGCAUCCUGCUGUUUGAGGCCAUCCUCAGCACCAUCCUGAAGUACGCCUGGCAGGCUGAGAACAAGUGGGACGAGCCCUUCUACAACCAGCAGACAGAGCAGGAGAGGAACAGCAGCCAGAUCCUGAAGUUCAUCUCUGAUUUCCUGGCGUUUCUGGUCCUGUACAACUUUAUCAUCCCCAUCUCGCUCUACGUCACUGUGGAGAUGCAGAAAUUCCUGGGCUCGUUUUUCAUUGGCUGGGACUUGGACCUCUAUCAUGAGGAGAGCGACCAGAUGGCUCAGGUCAACACUUCUGACCUCAACGAGGAGCUGGGACAGGUGGAAUACGUGUUUACGGAUAAAACCGGCACCCUGACGGAGAAUGAGAUGCUGUUCCGUGAAUGUUCAAUCAAUGGUAUCAAAUACCAGGAAAUCAAUGGAAAGCUUAUACACGAGGGGAUGAUGGAUGACUCGCCUGACGGACCUGUGCCUCCUCUYAGUCGGGAGGAGUUGCUGUUCCUGAAGGCAGUAUCGCUGUGUCACACAGUGCAGAUCAGCUACGAGCAGCCAGGCGACGGCCCGGGGAACCCCUUCUCCCACGCUAAUGGCUUCUCCUCCCAGAUGGAAUACUAUGCCUCCUCGCCGGAUGAGAAAGCACUGGUGGAAGCCACUAAAAGGAUGGGGGUAACCUUUAUUGGUAGCCAUGGAGAAGUUAUGGAAAUAAAAACAUUUGGAAAGUCAGAAAAGUAUAAACUACUCCAUGUACUAGAGUUUGAUGCAACCCGAAGGAGAAUGAGUGUCAUAUUACAGACACCCUCAGGGGGGAAAGUACUAUUUACAAAGGGAGCUGAGUCCGCCAUUCUUCCCUUUACUAAAAGUGGAGAAAUUGACAAAACAAGAGUACAUGUAGAUGAAUUUGCCUUGAAGGGCUUGCGGACGUUGGUGGUGGCCUGCAGACACUUCAAUGUGGAGGAGUAUGAGGAGGUGGACCGGCGGCUCCACGAGGCCCGCGCGGCCCUGCAGCAGAGAGAGGAGAGGCUGGCCGAGGUCUUCAGCUUCAUAGAAAAGGACCUGGAGCUGUUGGGAGCGACCGGGGUGGAGGACAAGCUGCAGGAGAAGGUCCAGGAGACCAUUGAGGCGCUGCGCCUGGCUGGGAUCAAGGUGUGGGUGCUGACCGGGGACAAGCACGAGACGGCGGUCAGUGUCAGCCUGUCCUGCGGCCACUUCCACCGCACCAUGAACAUCCUGGAGCUGGUGCAGCAGAAGUCUGACAACGAGUGUGCCGAGCAGCUCCGACAACUSGCCAGGAGGAUAAGAGAGGACCAUGUGGUCCAGCAUGGCCUGGUGGUGGACGGGGCCAGCCUGUCUCUGGCACUGCGGGGGCACGAGAAGCUCUUCAUGGAGGUGUGCAAGAACUGCUCUGCCGUGCUGUGCUGCCGCAUGGCGCCUCUGCAGAAGGCCAAGGUGGUGAGAUUGCUGAAAACGUCUCCAGAGAAACCCAUCACUUUAGCCAUUGGGGAUGGAGCCAAUGAUGUCAGCAUGAUUCAAGAGGCCCAUGUUGGCAUAGGUAUCAUGGGCAAGGAGGGAAGACAAGCAGUACGAAACAGUGACUAUGCAAUAGCAAGGUUUAGAUUCCUUUCCAAGUUACUGCUCGUCCAUGGCCACUUCUACUACAUUAGAAUUGCAACCCUUGUACAGUACUUUUUUUACAAGAAUGUGUGCUUUAUUACGCCCCAGUUUUUAUACCAGUUCUUCUGUCUGUUUUCACAACAAACUCUGUAUGACAGCGUUUACCUGACACUCUACAACAUCUGUUUCACCUCCCUGCCCAUACUGGUGUACAGCCUGUUUGAGCAACAGGUCCAUCCACACAUGCUGCAGAGUAAGCCAGUGCUCUACAGAGACAUCAGCAAGAAUUCCCUCCUCUCCUUCAAGACCUUUUUGUACUGGACACUGCUGGGCUUCUGCCAUGCCUUUGUCUUCUUCUUUGGUUCCUACAUCCUGAUGGGGGAGGACACGUCUCUCAUGGGGAAUGGGCAGAUGUUUGGAAACUGGACCUUUGGCACUUUGGUAUUCACAGUAAUGGUUAUCACUGUUACAUUGAAGCUGGCCUUGGAGACCCACUUCUGGACGUGGAUGAAUCACUUUGUUACCUGGGGCUCCAUCGCUUUCUACUUCAUCUUCUCRCUGUUUUAUGGGGGAAUCAUCUGGCCUUUCCUCCACACCCAGGACAUGUACUUUGUCUUUGUCCAGCUGCUCUCCAGCGGCUCUGCCUGGUUCGCCAUCAUCAUCAUCCUCAUCGCCUGCCUUUUCCCCGACAUCAUCAAGAAGGUGAUCUAUAGGCACCUCCAGCCCACCAGCACCCAGAAGUCUCAGCUUAUUGAGACUAACUACCAGGGCAUCGGCUGCGUGGACUCCAUGUGUUGCUACUCAGAGGGGGAGAACGGGUGCGCCCGGCUGGGCCGGAUGGUGGCGCAAGUGAUGGGCUGCUGCAACCCUGCCUACGCCAACAGAUCAUGGAGCGACUCGGACCCCUUCUAUUCCAACGAUCGGAGCAUCUUGACGCUCGCACCCAUGGAGGCCGCUCAUUGCUAAGGUAGCAGAGAGCAGUAGUGCCACCCUGUCACACGGAGAGGAACUACUCACCACAGCCCAGGGCUGACCAGCAAUGACAUGAGGCUUUGCACCACCACUUUGAGAGAGAUGCUACAUGGGCCUCUGUUCUCUUCCUGUAAAUAAUAAAAGGGAAUAAGAUGCUACCAAAGAUAAAAUAAUUGUCAGACUUGAGUGAAAAAAAAGAACAUGGUCUACUUUACGCCUGUAGGUUAGUGUUGCUGCUGCUUCACCUGACUGUGGAAGGUCUGCCAUCUUUCCUGAGGAAAUUAGGUGGGCCUCGUGAUAGCCAUAUCCUCCAUUUUUACAACCUGAUUUUUCAAGGUUUGAACAUGUGAAAYCAGUUGGAUCAGGUCUCGAGUCUGCUUUUUUUGGAAACUGUCCCUAAAAUAUGCCUUUUCUGCACAGAUUGUUAGUAGUACGUUUGUUCAGAAAUGUCAAGAGAAUGUCCAUAUAAUAGCUCCCAAUGAGAUAUUAAAUAGCUGUCAAUGUAUAAUAUGGCUUGCACAUAUUAGUUUGUUUAAAAUCCCAAAUAUUGUUUUUAUUUUCCAUUCAUUGCUAAUUACCAUUGAAAUCAUGUUUGUGUGUGUCUUUCCCCCUAUGCUAUUAACCACUUAAUGUUUGUUUGCGUAUUUAUUUCCAUCACCUGACUCAACUAUCUUUUGGGGCCUUUGGCCCACAAUAACGGAAAUGCCAGAGUCGAGUCUAGAGGGUCAUUGAGACAACCGUUUUAAACUUGCUAUCAAUGACCAUGACUUAUGCACACAGAUUUAUUCGAUUAUGGCCAAGUUCAUAUAAAAUCGUGGGAAUUAUUUGGUUGCCUCAUCAGCUUGAAGUGGGAGACACUGAAAUGCCCAUCAAGUAGUCAGUGGAGCUUUUUUUCUUUGCACAGCACGAUUUAUCAAGGUCAGCAUUGGUCACUGGCGAAGUAUACUUAUUGUACUAGUAUGCUACGGUUGUCAUUUGUCAGUUUUAUAUAUGCAGCUUUAAGUUCAGAUUGUCAAAUUUGGCCUCGAGCCAGUAUUCACCAAGAGGUGUUUGAAUAUMGAAGUCUCCAUUUUCAUUGGCAAUAAGGAUGCAUCUGCACUGGACAAUGAAGUCAGGAACAUGAACAGCAUCUCUUGAUCAUGUUCAUUUAAAAAAGUUAUGUUACUCACCUGUCAGUGAAACGGUUUCAUUGCUGAUGUUUAAAGCAAAUUCUGUUUACGGAAUAAAUGUUUUUAAAAAGCA
Molecule: messenger RNA, 4934 nt
Organism: Salvelinus sp. IW2-2015
Lineage: Eukaryota; Metazoa; Chordata; Actinopteri; Salmoniformes; Salmonidae
Product: phospholipid-transporting ATPase IF
Exons: 30
Coding region: 228-3686 (1152 amino acids)
Biological process (GO): phospholipid translocation
Cellular component (GO): endoplasmic reticulum; recycling endosome; plasma membrane
Molecular function (GO): magnesium ion binding; ATPase-coupled intramembrane lipid carrier activity; ATP binding
Source: RefSeq, a predicted model, not a curated record